GCUCACUCGUGGAACCACAGAGGCAGGAGCCGCUCUGGCUGGACAGUGCUGAAGAGCAGCGUAAAGUGGGGGGUUUGGGCUUACCAGUGGCGAGGAUGCGCUCUUGAGGCUGAUCCCAGUUGUUCCCUCGCUCUCUACCGCACUGUUAUUGUUCUCCGAGGAUGAAGAAGUGAAUCAGUCAUCGCAGUCAUGGCUGUCCAGACCGGCAUCCAGGUGUGGUUCGGCGAGAAGUUUGACGCCCCCCUGCUGAGCCCCCGGAGCCCUCGCAGCCCGUUGGCGCAGCGGCACGGCCCCGGCCUCACGGACGUCUUCCAGUAUGACCAGUGGCUGGCAGUGCGGCACGAGGCCAACCUGGUGCCCAUGCAGGAGGAUCUGGCCAUCUGGCUCACCGGCAUGCUGGGGGAGGAGGUGCGAGCAGAGUUUUUCAUGGAGGAGCUGAACAACGGCGUGAAGCUGUGCCAGCUAAUCGGCGUGCUGCAGACCAAGAUCUGCCCCUCCGCGCUCGGCAAGCUGUUCCCCACGAGGAAGGUGGCGUGUAAGCGCGACGCCUCCCCGGGUUCCUUCUUCGCCCGCGACAACACGGCUAACUUCCUGGCCUGGUGUCGACACAUCGGAGUGGAGGAGACGUACCUGUUCGAGUCCGAGGGCCUCGUGCUGCACAAGGAGCCUCGGCAGGUGUGUCUCUGUCUGCUGGAGAUCGGCCGCGUCGUCUCCAAGUACGGCGUGGAGCCCCCGGUGCUCGUCAAGCUGGAGAAGGAGAUCGAGCUGGAGGAGACGCUGCUGCGGACGGAGGAGCCGCCGCCGGCCGUCAAGACCUUCAGCGUGUGCUGCCAGCACGGCGGCCUCUACCAGCCCGGGGAGCACGGCAUGGACGACCCGCCCUGCAACUGCUCCAACAGGGUUUCUAUUGAGUACCUGUCUGAGGGACGCUACAGACUGGGGGACAAGACCAUCUUUAUCAGGAUGCUUCAUGGUAAACACGUGAUGGUGCGUGUGGGCGGCGGCUGGGACACGCUGCGUGGUUUCCUGACCAAGUACGACCCUCUGCGGGUGCUGCAGUUCACCACCCUGGAGCAGAAGAUCCUGGCGUUUCAGAAGGGCCCCCCCGGACUGGGAGGCCACCACGGCAACGCAGCUCCCCCUCCUCCACCUCCUGACAUGGACCCCCUCGCCGCCGUCAACGACCUCAUCUCCUCCUCGUCCUCCUCCUCUUCCUCCUCCGCCUCCUCGUCUUCCUCCUCCUCUGGCUCGGCCUGCAAGCAGACGCCUGCGGGUCAGUUGGGUCGGCUCCACGCCUCCUCUCCGGCCUGCACGCCCACGCUGCCCAGGAGAGGUGCUGCGACGGCGGCCAAGAAGAACCUCCAGAUGACGCCCUCCUCCCCGAGGAAGCCCACCCAGCUGCCCCUGCCCAUCGUCUCCAAAGGCUCCUCCUCUUUGCCCUCCACGCCUGUGGGGAGCUCCGCCAAACUGUCUCCCAGUUUGGGGUGUCAGGGAGCGCACGUUCACCGCAGAGCUCUGACUCCAACAUCAGCUCCAUCAUCUGUCGCCACUGAUCCAACUCCCGCCUCCAAGCUGAAGCUCAGGCCGUCGCCUCGCGGUACUGCCGCUCAGCCCAGGAGCCCCGUCUGCCCGGAGCCAUCCUCCAAACUCCCCAAACCCUCCAGUCCCUGCGCCUCCCCCACCACCACUGUGCCUCGCCCCGUCACUGCACCAGCACGGGCCCCCACCCCGAAAGAUGCCCGCCCCCCAACGGGCGCCAGCCAGCGCUCUCGCCUUGCACAGCGCCGCCCCGGCUCCCCGGCCUCACGCCUCCGACUAGAGGCCGCCAGGCGAGCGCGGACGGCCACGCGAGCCGCAGCUGCAACGAGCUCCAGAGCGGCGACGCCACAGUCCAACACCCCCUCAAGCUCACGGGCAGCCUCCCCGGCGCUGCCAAAACCCACCAGCUCCCUGCCAAAGGACAAAGAGGCCAAAGCCAAGGGGCCGGCCCCCACCAAGGCUGCCGCCCCUCCACGAGGUACCGCUGCUGUCCCCGGGCGGGUCCCAGGGGGCGCCACCGGCCCCUUUCCCACCAGCAAAGCAAAUCAGAAAACACCAGCCACAUCUCAGACAGCCGGCCGAAAACAAGCCGCCGCCGCGACGACUAACCCCACCCACACAAAGUCAACUCUAAAAGCCGAACCUCCUACCGGACGAGCCGUGGCCCCGCCGAAAUCCAGCCCCAACGUGAGAGCCGCCAAGGCCGAGCCCGGCGUCGGCACGAAGACCCCACAGUGCAAGGCCAAGAGGGACGAGCCUUAUUUUGAAAUGAACAAUAGGAGGCGGCAGAGGACGUAAGACGGCGUCCUGGGAAAGACUUUGCCAAAACCACAAGGCUGCUGACACGGCUCCUCCUCACAAACCAGCACUUGGUGGAGCUCGGACUCUUCGAGCAAACGGAUAAAUUAACGUUUGUCAAUAAUUGUCGUUACAAAGUUUAUCUCUUAUUAAUUGGUCUUGGUUGAUGAUUCUUUGGUGUUAUUUAAUAGUCUUUUAUUUUUCUAAUCCAAAAGGGUCAAAGAUGUAAUUUGUUUGUUUCUGAUGACGAAUUAAUUGUCUUUUCUUGCUUUUCAUUCUUUUCAUUCUUUUCUUUCUAUUAAUUCUUUUUUCUUUCUUUUCUUUCUUUUAUAUGAUCCCGAUAAAACACGACAACUUGCACAAUGUUUACAUUUCCACCUGCGUUACACGCGUACAGCCGUUACAUUUUAUUUGUGUGACUUUUAAACAACAACAACAGACGUUCGUAGAAUAUUCACCUCAGCGUUUUUUAUUCAGCGAGGCCACAGGACACAGCCAUGACGCACUUAGGUGAACCUUUUAUUGCGGUGUUUUCUCCAUGUUACCAAACUUGUUGUUUUUUUGUGACACAACUGGAACACAAAUCCUUAUUUUCUCCUUCGCCAGUGAGAACAGGCUUUCCACUGGUGGGGGGGUCAGUUACACUUUUUUUUAAAUGACAAUAUCCUGGUGGUGACGUUUGUCCCGAUGGCGCCGAGUGACGCGUCAUCGGGAAGCGGUCCUCUCCUGUCAUGUGCCUUCAUCAGAAACCCCUCUCUCUUGUUUCUGAGCGGCAUUAGAAUGUAUUAGACGAUGUUUAGG
This is a messenger RNA of Platichthys flesus (European flounder), 3138 nucleotides long. It is a transcript of the gene gas2l3, whose product is annotated as growth arrest-specific 2 like 3. NCBI's taxonomy places the organism in Eukaryota, Metazoa, Chordata, Actinopteri, Pleuronectiformes, Pleuronectidae. The coding region runs from base 190 to 2337 and encodes 715 amino acids. The record is from RefSeq and is a predicted model, not a curated record. Gene Ontology annotation, biological process: actin crosslink formation. Gene Ontology annotation, cellular component: actin filament. Gene Ontology annotation, molecular function: actin filament binding; cytoskeletal adaptor activity; microtubule binding. The transcript has 9 exons.